GGGCCGGGGACUUGGUCCGCGACCUCACUUUUUGGUUCAUUGUAGCUUGCUAGUUGUUACUUAAAUUAAUCUGUGUUCAUUGUCAAAAGUUAGGUGAAUGUGAUAAUAGGUUUUAGGUUAUUGCAUUCGCAACAGCUGAUUGUAAAAGUUUAGUGGUAAAAUAUUUAAUUACUGAAGGACGAAGCAUACCUAUUAUUCUGAAGACGACGGAAGUAGGAUAAAGCUAGAUAAUAUGGCUGAUUCCAGGAAAAACCAUCUUAAUAUUGAUGGUGGACAAAUCAAAGAAGAUGACCACACUGUCUCUAGCUACAAACCAAUACCGGAGUCUGAUACAGACUUCCGGUCAUCAAAGGCCAGUAUCCACAAGUCCAAGGAGAAGGUGUCUGCUGACGGGGCCGAGGAGAAACUUCUGGAUAAGGAGGAGGAGGCCAAGAUCAUAAGAGUGGACAUGGCGGACGCCAAGUAUGUCGUCGGUGACCACAGGAAUGGCGACGCAAAGAUUGAGCUCGACGCUAACAAGAAGCAAUUCACGGGUCUGACGAAGGAGGAGCUGAUGAAGUACGCGGAGGACCCGUUCUGGGUGGGGCUCCGCUGGGCCAUGUUCGUGCUGUUCUGGGUGCUGUGGCUGGCCAUGCUCGCAGCUGCUAUCGCUAUCAUCGUCCAGGCGCCCAAGUGCGCCCUGCCCGCUCCUAAGACUUGGUACGAGAAGGGACCCCACGUGGACAUGUCAUCGGCGGAGAGCUACAGCGAGAUCGAAGCUAAGUUGCCCGAGAUGAAGGAGGCAAACAUCGCGGGUAUAUUCACGUACGUGUGCAAGGACGCCUAUGAGGUGUUGGAAGAGAAGCCAGGCUGCAUCGCACAGUUCAAGGAGUUCCUGGUCAAAGCGCAAAGUCAUGGCAUCAAGGUUAUCGUGGAUCUCGUAGCCAACUAUGUGCCUAAGACACACAAGUGGUUCGAACUGAGCGAGAACCGUUCUGCGGAAUACGACACCUUCACUUGGGCCAAGGGCAAGGAUUAUGAGUCAGAUUCCACUAAACAGAAACCGCCUAAUGAAUGGGUAUCAACUAUGAACGAGCCAGCGUGGACGUGGAGCGAGUCUAGGCGGGAGUACUACCUGCACCAGUUCGCCGACAGCCAGCCCGACCUCAACUUCCAUAAUGCUAAAGUGGUGGAGAAAUUCGACGCCGUCAUCAAGGCCUGGAUGGACGCUGGCGCUGAUGGUAUUAGGUUGCGUAACGCUCGCUCGCUGCUGGUGGACGCGUCCCUGGCGGAGGAGGUGCGCGACAGCGGCGCGAGCGGCGCGGACCACACGCAGUACCAGUACUGGCAGCACCGCCGCACCGCCGACCGCCCCGAGCUCGACGCGCUGCUGGCGCACUGGGCGCACAGAGCACAAGCUGGCGAGAAAGUGUUCACCAUAUUGGAGGACGAGACUCGCACGGAGCUGUACCUGCUGGACCGCAACACGAGCUACCUGCGGCCGCCGAGCGCGCGCCCCGUCAGCGUCGCCGCCCCCACCGCCGCGAGUGACAUCAGCGCACGCGUCAAGCGCUGGCCGCUUAUACAGUUGGUUGAUGGCGCGGACAGCGAGGACGACUCCGAGCUAGCCGUGUUCGCGAUGGUGCUGCCGGCCGCGCCUGUGCUAGCGCCGCGUCAGCUGCCCGUGAGGGACAAUACCACAGACGCCAGCACGAGCUUCGAUCACGCGUCGUUGCUGCGUGCGGACAACGUGAUCGCGCACGGGCGGUCCGAGGUUGCCGCCGUCAGCGCGACCACGCCCGACGCGCCACAGCUGCUUGCUUGCGCCAGAUGGAUGGAGAACCACCUGUCGUACCUUGGCGUGUACAACCCGGGGCCGGCGGCGGCGCGCGCCAACCUCACCGUGCUCAACAUGCUGCCGCCCGCGCUCAACGUGCACUACAUGAGCGCCGCCGUCAAACAGAACACCAAUUACACCAGCACUACGACAGUGCCGAUAGACGACGUGUUGGUGCCCUCGAAGAGUUCCGUUGUGUUCUCCUACAAGUACAAGUCUGCGGUGGAAACAUAAGAGCAGCGAGCUCACGCUGCACCAACAAGUUUUUGCUUUUACGCCACAUUGUAUUCUGUGGUUUGAUUUUUUUGCAUUUCAUGUGUGAUGAUUAUCAGAAUAAAUUAAUUUGUUUGAAGCAUUAAA
Messenger RNA from Aricia agestis (brown argus), 2176 nucleotides. RefSeq names its product maltase A2 (gene CD98hc). Gene Ontology annotation, biological process: amino acid transport; carbohydrate metabolic process. The record is from RefSeq and is a predicted model, not a curated record. The coding region runs from base 233 to 2050 and encodes 605 amino acids. Lineage: Eukaryota; Metazoa; Arthropoda; Insecta; Lepidoptera; Lycaenidae. The transcript has 12 exons.